Molecule: messenger RNA, 1449 nt
Organism: Branchiostoma floridae (Florida lancelet)
Lineage: Eukaryota; Metazoa; Chordata; Leptocardii; Amphioxiformes; Branchiostomatidae
Exons: 6
Coding region: 70-1449 (459 amino acids)
Source: RefSeq, a predicted model, not a curated record
UAUCUAUACCCCCAAAUAACCCCGCGAAGGGCAAAGUAGGGGGGAGGGGGGCUGAGGCUCCCGGGUUACAUGAGCAGCGCGCAUGCGUGCCUAUGUAUUGGCACCAAAAAACAAGAGUCAGACAAGUUCGCGUCAUUUCUGAAUGCCGUGUCUAGCACUCAAGCUCGCACAGGAGUAAAGGAAUACAGCAAAGCUGGUGGGUUGCGUGACGAAACAUUUUAUACAGGUACGCUCUGUCGACAAGUGCCGCUCACGAACAGACUAGUUCCAGUUGACAAGAUAGAGAAGAUGAGGCCGACAAGGACAUCCUCUCAAAUCCUCCCCCGUAUAGACGACUGUGAGUGCACCCCGAGUAUUCAGCACCUCUUCCGACGCCACUAUCUCCUGCAGAGCCCCAUGUACUACAUAAGGUGGCUAUACGCUGUCAUCUAUUCUCUCUACCUUCUGUUCGUCUUGCGAUCGCGAGAUCCUACAGAUACGGACAUUGUUGGCUACAUAGAGAAUACGACCAUGGCUAUACUGGUUCGCCCUGCAACAGACGGCAAGUUGGGUGAAUAUGAAGUAACAUUUUGUGAUUGCAAGCUGCGUACUUCCGGAGGAUACAAGCUGAAGAACAUGUUACUGAGGUACAAGACAGGAAAGAAUGGCGUCCAUAUUUUGCGCUUCAUUCGUAACGGAGUAGAAGUCACCGACAGAUCUCAAAUCUUUUCAACCAUCUACUUCUACCAUAUUCACUCCAUGCACACCAAGUCACAUCUGUUCUCCAAUAGCUUGGUCCGAAACAUCGUGAAUAACGACGUAAAGACUCUCCAAGAGUCGAGCUACACCUCCAUUCCGUUACAUUACCAGCUCCUCCAUUCGUCGCUGAGUGUGCUGGAGUGGGACGGGAACAUGUCCCGAUAUCUCGGCUACGGAGACGCCUGUAUCCGAGAGAGUAUAGUGGAGGAGAGCAGGAACAUGAGUGCGCUGGAAGGGCAUCAAGCCGUGCAUCGCUGGAACUCACACGGGAAGGACAGCUUUGCCGGCAAACUAUUCAGAUCGAGACUGGCACUACAGGACGUCAUGGAGCGCCACGGGAUCGACCCAAAGAUGCUGGACGCUCUGUUUAACCACACCAUUGUGCACAGUGUGGACCAUCAUGGCAUCAGUGAGCGGUCGUUUCUAAGGUUCUCUCUCCACCCGUGCACGUGGGACAAAGACUGCAGCACCUACCGGGCCUUCAACACCAGCGUGUUCCGUGUGCUGAUCACCCAGCCCAACCUGAACCCGCUCGCACCCAACACCCUCCGCUUCAUCAACAAGCCGUUCUACCAGGACCUGUACCGGGAACUGAAGAACAUCGACCCGCAAAUGGCGGAGGUUUCUAAGGUGUGCGCUUCUACUUCUUCUGAUAUCUGCACUUGUUUUGGAGUCGGGUGCAUGGUGGCGUCGUCGUCGGCGUCGUCGUAG